Closterium sp. NIES-65 is the source of this 1095-nucleotide messenger RNA. The record is from the annotation of a GenBank genome assembly. NCBI's taxonomy places the organism in Eukaryota, Viridiplantae, Streptophyta, Zygnematophyceae, Desmidiales, Closteriaceae.
AUGAUUAUAGAGGGGGACGAGGAGGCAGAAGCAGCUGCAGACGCUGCAGUGGAGGCUGAGUUGCUGGAGAGGAGAAGGAGAAGGCAGCAGACGAAGCGAGUGUAUGGGCCAAGGUCAGAGGAGGAGAGGAGGAGGAUUAGUGAGGGGUUGAGAGCGGUGGAGAGGAGAACUGGGCGCCUGUCAAGGACUGCCAGAGAGAGAUUUGAGGACCCGGAGAGAAAGGAGAGGUUGCGGGCAGCAAUGAUGAAGGGAUACUACGAGAAGAAUGCCCCGUCCAAGAUAUCGGCACGGGCCAAGCGGCGUUGUGCUGACCCUGCAUUCAGGCAGCUUAUCAGCCAAGUAAAGACAGGUGUGGCGUUUCAUUGCAAAGCUUGUGGCCAGGCUGGUGCAUCACCCAUUCUUGGUCUAGAGUGCUCUGGCACUGUCGAGUCGGUUGGCUCUCACGUAACACGCUGGAAGGUUGGCGAUCAGGUCUGUGCAUUGCUGGCUGGGGGUGGGUACGCUGAGUAUGUAGCAGUACCUGAGUCCCAGAUUCUUCCAGUGCCAGUCGGUGUGCCGCUAGUGGACGCUGCAGCUCUGCCGGAGGCUGCAUGCACGGUGUGGUCCACUGUCUUCAUGAUGGCGAAGCUGCAGCCUGGAGAGUCGUUUCUGGUGCAUGGUGGAUCCAGUGGUAUUGGUACAUUUGCUAUUCAGUUGGUGAAGCUGCUCGGAAGUCGUGUCUUCUGUACAGCUGGCUCAACAGAGAAGCUUAAUCGGUGCCGUCAACUGGGUGCGGAUGUAACAAUCAACUAUCGCAAGGAGGAUUUUCUGACACGUGUCAAGGAGGAGACUGGUGGGAAAGGUGUAAAUGUGAUACUUGACAACAUGGGUGCUUCCUACUUGGAGAAGAACCUGUCCUGCCUGGUGGAGGAUGGCCGAAUGAUUGUGAUAGGCCUUCAGGGUGGUCGCAUUGGCAGUGUGGAUCUAGGACGCAUGUUGAUGAAGCGGCUUUCCCUGCAUUGUAAGGAUCUGCAUAUGGUUGUUGUGUGUUAUCUGUUUUCAUUUGCGAUAGUAAUAACUGUAACUUCUUCCUUGUCUUCGCAGCUGCAGGCUUAA